This is a messenger RNA of Staurois parvus, 400 nucleotides long. Lineage: Eukaryota; Metazoa; Chordata; Amphibia; Anura; Ranidae. The record is from the annotation of a GenBank genome assembly.
AUGGAGCCUCCUGAUCAUGAUUAAAUACCCAGAAAUCCAAAAAAAAGUGCAAAAAGAAAUUGAAAAAGUUAUAGGCACGGCUCAACCUAAGAUAGAGCACCGGAAGCAAAUGCCCUAUACAGAUGCUGUUGUAUGUGAAGUUCAGCGCUUUGGUGAUAUCGCCCCAGCCAGUCUUCCACAUGCAACGGCUCAUGAUAUCACAUUCAGAGGCUAUUUUAUUCCAAAGGGAACCACUAUUAUUCCAUUGCUGUCCUCCAUAUUGAGAGACAAAGCUUACUUCACAAAGCCUGAAGAGUUUUACCCAGAACAUUUCCUUGAUGCUGAUGGGAAUUUCAAGAAGAAUGAGGCAUUUAUACCUUUCUCAGCAGGUAAGAGAAGUUGCGCAGGAGAAAGUUUAGCC